Rhagoletis zephyria (snowberry fruit fly) is the source of this 578-nucleotide messenger RNA. NCBI's taxonomy places the organism in Eukaryota, Metazoa, Arthropoda, Insecta, Diptera, Tephritidae. The record is from RefSeq and is a predicted model, not a curated record.
GCGACCGGACGACCACCUACGUGAACAUUCCCCAUGUCAUUGCCAUGGUCGGUCUGCCGGCUCGCGGCAAGACGUACAUUGCAAAGAAACUGACGCGCUACAUGAACUGGAUCGGCAUCAAGACGCGCGUCUUCAACGUCGGCGAGUACCGGCGCAAUGCCACCAAGGCCUACCGCAACCAUGACUUCUUUCGGCCAGACAACAAGGACGCACAGGUCAUUCGCAGCAAAUGUGCCCUGGCCGCCCUGAAGGACAUGUGCACCUGGCUGGAGGACGGCAACGGCGAGGUGGCGGUGUACGACGCCACCAACACCACCAUGGAGCGCAGAGAGCUGAUCAACGAGUUUGUAGUGGAGAAGUACGGCUUCAAGCUCUUCUUCGUCGAGUCCUACUGCAACGACCCGAAGAUCAUCGAGGCGAACAUCAAGGAGGUGAAGGUGAACAGUCCCGACUACAAGGACAUGGACACCGACGAGGCGCUGCAGGACUUCAUGGUGCGCAUCACCCACUACGAACAGGUGUACGACCAGUUGGAUGAGGAGAAGGAGAAGCACCUCUCCUUCAUGAAGAUCUACAAU